This is a messenger RNA of Armigeres subalbatus, 974 nucleotides long. Its product is annotated as protein gustavus-like. The record is from RefSeq and is a predicted model, not a curated record. The transcript is spliced from 3 exons. The coding region runs from base 240 to 974 and encodes 244 amino acids. Gene Ontology annotation, molecular function: protein binding. Gene Ontology annotation, biological process: proteasome-mediated ubiquitin-dependent protein catabolic process. NCBI's taxonomy places the organism in Eukaryota, Metazoa, Arthropoda, Insecta, Diptera, Culicidae. Gene Ontology annotation, cellular component: SCF ubiquitin ligase complex.
CAGGAACUAAUAACCGGGACAUCGGAGUCCCGAAGAACCGAUUUAAAAUUCAUGCAACCCAGAUGAGCUGACGAGACCAGCACCGCCAGAGGCGCUAGUGUAUUUUACUCACAUUAUGCUGUCCAAAGUAAAAACUGCAAUCCAUACGGCCAUCUGAGUUUGAGCGCAUUCGAGUUUCGUACAAGGUUGCCAUCCGAAGCACCCGCAGCAGUCGUACUAUUAGCGGGGCUCACCCUGGCAUGAACAUGGGCCAAAAGAUCAGUGGAGGUGUCAAAACGGUCAGCAGCCGCGACCAAACAUCGCCCUUUAUCCCGAAGAUCCCGCGCGAACUGGCGGCGCACUUCCAGCGUCCGGCCCGACUUGAUCUCCUGCUCGAUAUGCCACCGGCCGCUCGCGAAACGCAGAUCAAAUAUUCCUGGAACUCGGAGGACCGCUCGCUCAAUGUGUUUGUGAAGGAGGACGACAAGAUGACAUUCCACCGGUACCCGUUGGCACAGAGCACAGACUGCAUACGGGGCAAGGUGGGCUUCACCAAGGGACUGCACGUGUGGGAAGUGUUCUGGUCGACGCGGCAGCGAGGUACACAUGCUGUGAUCGGUGUUGCCACACCGAGGCACUCCGUAGGUUAUCAAAGUCUGGUCGGUUCGAACGACCAGAGUUGGGGCUGGGACUUGGAGCGCAAUAUGCUGUACCACAAUUCGAAAACCUGCCCCGGCGUCACGUACUCCGCGAUACUUAAGCCAGACGAGACCUUCCUAGUGCCGGACAAAUUCCUAGUAGCGUUAGACAUGGACGAGGGAACGCUCAGUUUCAUCGUCGACGGUCAGUAUCUGGGGGUAGCAUUCCGGGGGCUCAAGGGACGAAAGCUCUACCCGAUCGUGUCCGCCGCCUGGGGGCACUGCAAAAUCACCAUGAAGUACAUCGGUGGCCUCGAUCCGUUACCGUGCUCCGGUAAUCCACCCUGGAGGAGUUGA